CAGAACAGGGAUUUGAAGAUUGCGUCCUCACAUUUGUAAUCAGAUGUAGGAGAGGAUUAUCCAAAGGUCUCCUCCAUCUUGUUCACAGCCGGGGGCUGCUGAAACAAAGGAGGAAGCGUGGACUAGAAUGCUCAGUGAAUGGAGUGUAGUUAAAGAUAGAGAGAGGGGGAGAGGUCACCUGUGGAUGUGAGGAGGGGAAGGAGGAGGAGGAGGAGGAUGAAGGCUUUCUAAGGAACUGCAUCCAUCACCCAACACAUCAGAGAGCAAAAGGAGAGGGGCUAAAAGUAGAGGUUUAGCAGCAAGUAUUUCAAUGUGAAAGGUUUUCCAUGGCAGAGGCUGGGCAUCCUGUGUCAGAGCUCUACCCACCAGGGGAAGCUGUUUCUUUGGAAUCUACCCUGUCCGGUCAGUCACUCUUCAACACCUCGAGUUCGAUACAGGCAACAACACCCUCCAGACUGGCUGGAGGACCAGGUAACAGCUGCCAGGAGGAGCCACAGGAGAUCUGUAAAGAUCAUUCAGUCAGUUCUCCUACCAGGGAAACUAACUGCAGCAGUCUGAAUGUCCAUAGGGAGCCUGGUGAACAAGACAAAAGCCAAUCUGAACGAUGUGUGCCUCCCAAGGCCUCAAGCCACCCCCAUAGUCUGGCUGAGACGUAUACACCGUCACAUCACCACGACACAGUUGUGAAUGCAAUCAGUGACAGCCUUGUUGCUGGUAGGAUGGGGCAGAACAUAAAGUCAGCCUCUCUACCUGUUCACAGGAGUCACUCAGAAACCUUACCUGUGGUUAAACAGGGAAUGCCCCCCCAGGCUCCAGUCAAUGAGACUUGUGGGCUUGCUUACCAUGGAGAUAAAAGUGUCCAAGAGGCUGAGAGUCACUCCAUGUUAGCCUGCAAGCAGCCCAUGCAGCUGCAGCAGUGCAACAUUAUCACCACUAUCUGCCGAGGGCCCAACAGUGGAGAAAGUGAUGUACAGCAGCCUCAGAGCAGGUGUGUCUGUAUCUCGUCCCCUGAGGCAGCAGGCAAGGUGGAGGGUAUUGAAGAAAGGAGCCAUCUUCCCCAUAAAUGUGACAAGGCACUCUGCUAUGGCUCUUAUAACCAUCAUGUCAAUUUUGAGGACACAUUUGCUGCCUACUGUCAUCCCCAACCCAUCCCAGCCCCCUCCCAGCUGCUGCCACGCCUGGCAGGUGUAGAGCCAACCUGUGACAUCCAGCGUACAGCGGCACCUCCUUCAGCAAUGAACCACCUCACCCUGCCUCGCCUCAUCUCUUCUGUCAGUGAAACAGGCCUGGAUGCCAAGCACCUACUUCGGUGCUGCAACCUUAACUGCUCUUGGAUCAGCUUGCUGCCCCCUGGUGCUGGGCCACAAUCCCCAAAACACUUUGGUGGAGAAGCGUGCUGCAGCAGUCCCGUUGGCCAUGUCAGAACCAUAACCCAGGACAUGGGGACAAUGACAGCCCACAGAGAGCUGAGGGAUGUUGGGGUGCAGACAGGACAGAUGGUCACACCUCAUGUGUUCCCCCAGAUCUGUCUGGCAGAGGAGAGCAAGAGCGAGACCUCCUGCACUCAGACUCUGAAAACCAACAGUGACGUAGGCAAGAAACCGGGUGGGGCUUCCAAGACCCCAGUGAAGGAGGUGAAGUGGGAUGCAGAAGGGAUGACAUGGGAAGUGUACGGGGCCUCUGUGGACCCUGAAGAGCUGGGCUUGGCCAUCCAGAAACACCUGGAGCUGCAGAUCAAGGAGACGGCGAGUCAUGCAGCUAAGCUGUCUCGCCAGAACACCAACACCUCCCAGCAGGGCAGGAACGGUCAGACAAAGAUGGGCAGAAUGAUUGGCUCCAUUCGAACCUCAGCCUGCUGCUCACGCAGCACUACAGCUGUUGACUAACUGACUAGCUGACUGAUGGACAGGACAGAGCCUGAACACUGUGUUCAGUAACUAGUAAAGGUGCUGACACACCAAACCGACAUCAAAGAACUAGCGGCAACAAAAGCCAACUGCUGCGUCGUCUACGUCGCCUCACGUCGCCUGUGUCAGUUCCAUUUGAAUGCACUACAAAGACUACAUCCAACGGCCAAGUAGCACGUACGUUCUGCGCCCGCGUGAGUGGAAAAAACACAAAAAGGGAAACCGGAAAUCCAAGCAAUGCAUGAGAUAAACAAAGUAGCAGAGUGAGAGAGUGGUACAUCCUGUCAGCCGAGGGGUUUCCUAUCUGUGCAGCCGAGCACUGCAGCACCUCCACGGACUAUUACAUCCCGGUGUUUCCUUCGCAGGCUCCACUUCACUCAGCUUCACUCAGCUGCCUGACAAACCCGCUGCUUCUUCCCACUUUAACCUGAAUAACAAUCCGGGGCUCGGUGCUCCGGUUGGAUCCAAACGGAGAGCCGGGGCUAACUGGGAGGCUAGCGGAGGCUAACUGGCUGUGCUUCCCUCCGGUCAUGCUGCAGCUAUUCAGGUUAAAGUGAGAAGAAGCAGCGGGUCUGUCGGGCAGCUGAGUGAAGUGGAACCUGAGGAGGAAGCAUCGGUUAGCCCCAGUUUCACUACAGGCAGAUUCACUUGCUACAGGGGCGAGGAAAUAAAACCUGAACAGCCAAUCAGAGUGAUCUCUCUCACCGACAAGCUCCGCCGCCAAUUCAACAUGCUCAAUCGGCCGAAAAGCCGCCGAUGCUGAAGUGCCGACGGUGCGGGACACACCGCAAAAACUAGGGCGACAGACGCUCACCGACGGCCUGACUUUGACCGACGGCCAACCGUUGGCUUGGUGUGUCAGGGCCUUAAGGCUACUCUCAGUAUCAGCCUCAAAUGUUACCCAUCUGAUCAGAGGGUCUAUGGAGGAUAGACUAAUCUAUACACCAGAAUAAGUGGAAAUACUUCAUGUGAAAUGAUGAUCAACGGUUUGCAUUAUUGUUAAAAAAAGGUAACUGACAACAGCUUAUAUUUCAUCAUUUGUUGUCUGUGGUUCAAUAUUUCAAUGAGUGAAAUCAUGAAUCCUGCAGCUGUGCACUGCCAGUGUUUUUAGAGUGCUGCUCCUUGCAGGUGUGUCUUCAUAUGACAGCACUUAAAGGACACAGAGACAAUGAAACAAAGCCUGUCCUGUGUAAAGCAAUCUGAUACAACAGUCCUGCAAUAAAUUUUAUUCUUGUUAAUCUUAUAAUAAAUGUGUGAAAUGUGUGAUGUAAUUCAGUACAGAGAAGUUCCUCCUCCUGGCUGACUACCUAGGUUCCUGGUGUUUGGGGUCUUGAGUGACAUGCACUGGCACUAGCACAUGUCAGUGGAUGCCCGGCAGAGGGAGCCACUAGCAAUGUAUCACCUAACCCAUAUCCUAAUCCCUCACACCCAAGUCUACAGCUUCAGAAAAAAACAAAGAGUCAAUCAACACCUCUGUUCACAAACAAUCACCACAUGACACUAAAACAAGAAUGACAUCAGUCAUCACACAAGUGAAAUGUUAGUUUUAUGGGGCACAUAGCAGUGACAGCAGUGGCGUAUGCCAGGAGGAAUUGGUCUAUGGCUAUGCUGAGUGGUAUCUGCUAGCAGAACAGGAGUCACACACGUCAGUAGAACAACAUACCGAUAGUCUUUGGCUGCUAUAUUUUAAUGGCCCACAGUCUUUCCCCUAGCAUCCCUCUCAGGAAAAACUUGAAUAUCACUCCUCAUGAGGCUGUGGCUCUAAGACUAGCUACAUUAGAAUCUACAGGAUCUAUCCAACACUUGAGUAUUAAUUGUGGGGUGAAAUCAACAUUGCAGCCUCUUUGGGGUGCUAGCAGGGCUUUAAUGUUGUUAUUCUUGGAUAUGACAUCUACACCUGUAAAAGUCUUUUAAGCUGAAAGUAAAAGUGAUAUAUUAAUAGACCCAAU
Epinephelus moara (kelp grouper) is the source of this 3856-nucleotide messenger RNA. Its product is annotated as GRIN2-like protein. Lineage: Eukaryota; Metazoa; Chordata; Actinopteri; Perciformes; Serranidae. The coding region runs from base 327 to 1886 and encodes 519 amino acids. The transcript has 2 exons. Gene Ontology annotation, cellular component: plasma membrane. Gene Ontology annotation, biological process: neuron projection development. The record is from RefSeq and is a predicted model, not a curated record.